AUGUCGCUACUCAUCAAGUACAUUGUGAAGAGAGAAGUGGACAACUACCGCUCCAGGAGGACAGAUGCUAUCAGCCGCCGGAUUUACUCGUCACUGGUGAUGAAACUCAUCGACAUUGCUAAGGAUCUGCCGCGCAACUCGAGUGCCGCCAGCCGCAUCGACACCGCCCACCGCUACUACAUGUCCGUGGAAAGCAAAGACAUGCACGACCAGAUGGCAGAUGUACAGGUGUUCCACGUCUGCGCCAGGCUCUAUGACAUCAUGUUUACUGCGCCGCGGAUUCUGGCCCAACUAGGUUGUCUAGAUGACCUGACUCCAAAGAUCCUCAUACGGAAACUAAAGGAUAUUGAGAUUAAGCCCGUCCAUCUCGGAAUUACUCUUCUCAUCCAGUACCACCUCCGUAACACGGUCAACUUUGCAUUAUAUUCCAAAGCCCUGGAUGUGCUAUCCACCAAGCCCCAAGAAGUGGGCCCCAGGGUGAUAGAGCUGCUGAAGACGAUCGCCGCCCGCCUUCUCCCCCUGGCGGAGUUACUGGAUAUCCACCUGGCGCACUCCAGCCCCGCUUUCAAGGACACCUGUCCAGCUACUUGGCUCGGCAUUGUGAAUAAUAAAAAUCCAUAA
Messenger RNA from Zerene cesonia (dogface butterfly), 621 nucleotides. RefSeq lists its product as uncharacterized. Lineage: Eukaryota; Metazoa; Arthropoda; Insecta; Lepidoptera; Pieridae. Bases 1 to 621 code for a protein of 206 amino acids. The record is from RefSeq and is a predicted model, not a curated record. The transcript has 5 exons.